This is a messenger RNA of Vombatus ursinus (common wombat), 481 nucleotides long. Its product is annotated as chromodomain-helicase-DNA-binding protein 2-like. NCBI's taxonomy places the organism in Eukaryota, Metazoa, Chordata, Mammalia, Diprotodontia, Vombatidae. The transcript has 2 exons. The record is from RefSeq and is a predicted model, not a curated record. Bases 64 to 351 code for a protein of 95 amino acids.
CUGUGGAUUUUUGUAUCCAAGUUCACAGAAUUUGAUGCUCGGAAACUACACAAAUUAUACAAAAUGGCUCAUAAGAAAAGAUCUCAGGAGGAGGAGGAGCAAAAGAAGAAAGACGACAUGUCUGGCAGUAAAAAACCAUUUCGUCCAGAACCUUCAGGCUCGAGCCGGGAUUCUUUGAUGUCUCAGUCUCAUACACCUCACAACCUUCACCCUCAGAAGCUUCAUUUGCCUCCUUCCCAUGGACCACAGAUGCAUGGGCACCAGCGAGAUAACUAUGGUCACCCCAACAAGAGACAUUUCAGCAAUGCAGGUAGGUCCUUCAAUAUAGUUUUAGAACAGAUGCCAAAUUAAGAAUUAUUUCCAUUCUUUAAUGUCAGCAACUGAAUCUUUGCUAUACAUUCUUCUACAGUGCUUUGAAAGUCAGAAAACUACUCCCUUAUAAAGUUUUCACAGGAAUUUGUUCCAUAAUAAUUCUAGACAU